AUGACACAGCGGCCUUUAAAAGAAUCAGGGAAAAUAGCAGCAGACGUGUUCACUACUACUAAAGGUCCAGAAACACCUGUUGUAACACAGAAAUCAACUUCUUCGACUGUCAAUGGUGAACCUGAAUCAUUCUCUAAAGAUAUGAAACCAGAGGAACCCAAAGAGGUGAAGGAAGUCAUGCAAGACAUUAAAGACAAGGCACAUGACAGAGCCAGGCAUAUAGGAAGUGACCUUAAGGUGGAACAGGGGCAGACAGUGCAGACUAAAGACCUAUCUACCAUUCCAUUUCAGUCAGAACAAGCACAGAAGACUAUUGCCAGAAAGGAGAUGACAGCAACAUCUGCUUCUAAUGGCAAAGAAAACAAAAUACCAACCGCCCAUCCAAGAAACAAAACCAUGUUGGCUGACAGUCAACAGAAACAAAGUAACUCCAGUGGAGACCAUAGGUCCCUGCACAAAGAGAUCAGAGACGACAUUUCAAAGCUUGUUAAUAAGAUGGCUAUUGGGGAUUCCAAGCACUCCAUAGAUGACAGGCCAGUGAGUGUAAUCACUCUUGCUGGUGAAAAUAGGGGAGCAUCAAUGCAUGUAGGCUUUGACACAUCAAAGAAAGAAGGGUCAAUCCACAUUCGCAGAGGCUAUAAGAUCAAACCUGAUGACAGUACCGAAGCAACAACUGAUGGAGAGGAGAGUUUCAACAGACAAUCUGACAACUCAAAUGCCAAAGAAGAUCAAGCAUCAGAGGCAUAUGUGAACAGCAAUGCACAGGGUAUCAACAACUCAAUUUUAUUCAACACAUCCAUAACGGAAGGAAAUCCUGGUGUCCACCUGAUUCACUCGCAUUGUCCAACAGAAUUAAAGAAGCUGUCUCAAAAACCAGAGCUCAUUGAGACACGAAAGGCUGAAUUCAACAUGACCCCCUCCCAAAAACUUACUCAAGAGCCUACAGUCAGAAGAAGAUGUCUCAGAGGCCUGUUUCUGGAGUCAAGUGAUUCUGACUUGGAUGCUGCGAAGCCUCGACGUCAUGGUUGUCGUGUUGGCUGCAAGGAGAAGAGUAAAGAGAACAACAUUGAUGCUCACUGA
Molecule: messenger RNA, 1080 nt
Organism: Coffea arabica (coffee)
Lineage: Eukaryota; Viridiplantae; Streptophyta; Magnoliopsida; Gentianales; Rubiaceae
Source: RefSeq, a predicted model, not a curated record